CUUAGUUAGUGGCUUUCUGCGGCCCCCGAGAGACGCGUUCGCCUGCCCCAAAUGGAUAAAGAUAACGAUACGGUGGACAAGGAGCCCGCCCCCGAUACCAACUCCUCCACGCCCACCGCUGGAUGGAGCGACAAGCUGGCGGAACUGGUGGCCUGGUUCGAGGCCAAUCCCAAUUUGCCCGAGAAGAUCGAACCCAUUGUUAUGCUGCGAUUCCUCAAGUGCACGGCUUUCGAUGUGGAGCGCACCAAGUCACUGGUGGAGCUCAACUACAGUAUGCGCAACAAGAACCCACACCUGUUUAUGGAUCGCAACAUGGAGGACGAGAUGACCGCCAAGGGCCUGAAGGUCUCGGACCUUCUGGUAUUACCCGGAGUUACUCCAGAGGGAAAUAAGCUGAUCUUCUUCCGCAUGGCCGAUCUGGAUCCACGAACGCGCAAUUCGGUUGAGGAGACCAAAAUCUUCGUUAUGAUGAGUGAUGCGCGAUUCACGAGGCCGGAUGUGGAGCGGGAACCAGGAAGCGGAGCAGAUUACGUACUGGACGAAGCGGACAUUGCCGAGGGCGAUGUUCAGAUUGUGGACAUUGGGGGCUACACACUCCGCCACCUGGCCCACGUCUCCAUUUUCGUGCUGCGUGUCUACAUGAAGUUCCUGCAGGAGGCCUAUCCCUCGCGCCUCCAGGCCAUGCAUGUCAUUAACUGCCCCAGCUACCUGGACAAGCUCAUCUCCAUGAUGUCGCCCUUCCUAAGGGAGGAAGUCCGCAAUAUGAUCAAGUACCACACAGAGGGUCUGGACAGUCUCUACAGGGAUGUGCCCCGGGACAUGUUGCCGGAUGAGUAUGGCGGCAAGGCGGGCUCUGUGGCGGAACUCAAGGCCCGGGGCAUCCAGUCCAUCCGGGACAACGCGACGUACCUGAGCGACGAGCGCUACUGGAAGGUGGCCUCGCAGAGCAAGAGUCGGUGGUCCUGGUUCUGAUCAAUAUCCUGAUCCUCCAACGUGAUAUAUGUAUAUUUAAAUGUGAUCAAGCAGCGCGUCUUGCCAAAGCGAUGAUAUCGAUUAGUUGUGCAGAGUUCAGCUUCCAGAAGCCGACCCUCCAUAUUUAAUUAUUUUCUUACCAAUUUCGCUAUUAUCAAAUAAGGGGCUAGUGUCGAUUGAUUGACAACAAUGGGAACAACAAUAUACAAAGAAAAAGCAAUAAAUUAUAUUAAUUACA
Drosophila santomea is the source of this 1210-nucleotide messenger RNA. Its product is annotated as alpha-tocopherol transfer protein-like. Lineage: Eukaryota; Metazoa; Arthropoda; Insecta; Diptera; Drosophilidae. The record is from RefSeq and is a predicted model, not a curated record. The transcript is spliced from 6 exons. The coding region runs from base 52 to 972 and encodes 306 amino acids. Gene Ontology annotation, cellular component: membrane. Gene Ontology annotation, molecular function: phosphatidylinositol bisphosphate binding.